AUGAAUUUCCUCUCCGCCUUCGGUGAUCUGCCGCGAAUCCAGACCCGAAAAGCACUGCUGCUCCUCGACUUCCAAAAUGACUUCGUGCGCCCCACGGGCGCCCUUUAUGUGUCAAACACGCCAGAAGUCUUGGAGAUCCUUCCACAGCUUGCGAGUGCUUUCCGUCGCACGGGCGAUGUCGUCUGGGUCCGCUCGUAUUAUGAGUCACGGCAACCGCUGAUUAGCCCCGACGAGCAAGACGUGGUCGUCUUAAGUGGUGCGGGGGACCCUCAAAAGGAUGAGCAAAACCCAGUGCAUGAAGAGGCCUUUCUAUCCACUGACCCGCCUGCUUGUUGUUUGCCUCAAACGACCGGGGCUCAAUAUCCCGCUCCUCUACUCGCGGCGAUCGAUACCAGUUCGGAUAUCUUGAUCGAGAAAUCGGAGUACUCCGCCUUGCAAUCCCCUGGACUGGUUCUAUCUUUACGGACUCGUUUCGUUACUGAACUUUAUUUGUGCGGGUCUCUAUCAAACGCGUCUGUCCACGCUACUGCGCUUGACGCAGUGCGUCACGGUUUCUCCAUCACCCUAGUCGAAGAUUGCCUAGGGUACCGGAGCUUCUCACGCCACGAAGAGGCUAUGCGACGCAUGGCCGAUAUCCUCGGAGCCAGUGGUAUUACUACAGACGAACUUCUCACGGAGCUUGAUCGAGAGGAAACCGACGAGAUCGCGGCUAGCGAACCCCGGCCAGCGCGAACCGUACCACCAUCCGGAAUUGAAGUUGAUCUCGAGGAGCUUGACGUCAAACGAAGCAGCAUAGAUACUACGAGGCAUUCGCCGAGACGUCGGAGGCUUGACGAAAUUUUGGCUGAGAUGUCUGACGACGAGGAUGGCAGCCUGAAGGAGCUGGUGGAGCUGACUCGCGAGCGUGCACGCACUCGUUACAAUCAAGAAAAGCACAUGCAUGCGUCCGAAUCGGGUAAAAGCGCAGUGCGGACAAAAGUGCGCAGACGACACGAUCAGAAGGAUGGAGAGUCCGCUGCUCAGCCGACGGAUUCGCGACGAGUCAGGAAGACAAAACCAACAAUGAAUAUAUGUCGCCCAGGCGAUGUAAUCGGUGAGGGCGACUCGAAAAUUGUCUACGAUCUGGACUUGCCUGAGGGCGCAUUUGAGAAAAUUCGUGACGAAGUGGCAUGGCAAAAGAUGUACCACAUGUCUGGACAAGUUCCUCGUCUUGUUGCCGUUCAAGGCAAGCAUUCACCGGACGGCUCAAUACCAAUAUACCGCCAUCCCGCAGACGAAUCUCCUCCGCUUCUGCCCUUUACUCCAGUAGUGGACAAGGUCCGAGCUAUCGUGGAGCGAAUUCUAGGACAUCCCCUCAACCAUGUUCUUAUUCAGCUCUAUCGUGACGGGCAAGAUCGAAUAUCCGAGCAUUCUGACAAAACUCUUGAUAUUGUCCGCGGCUCGUCAAUCUGCAACGUUAGUCUCGGUGCUCAGCGAGUCAUGGUACUCCGCGCCAAGGGCACGGAGAAAGAAGAGGAGGGCUCGGGCAGGCUCACUCAACGUGUACCCAUGCCUCACGAAUCUCUAUUCGUUUUGGGCGAGAAGACGAAUGCUCGCUGGCUGCAUGGCAUCAAAGCCGAUAAACGCCAGGAAUCUGAAAAGUCUGUCGAGGAGCGUGCUUAUGAGGGUCAAAGAAUCUCGCUUACCUUCCGACACAUCGGCACCUUCUUAGAUCCCACCGGGGAUAUUAUCUGGGGCCAAGGGGCAGUCUCCAAAGUGCAAGGCGAAGCGCAUCCUGUAAUCCAUGGUGAACCGGACGAGACUGAACGACUGGUGCGUGCAUUUGGGGAAGAGAACCGAGCCAUCGACUUCAACUGGGACGCCGUUUACGGGAAUGGCUUCGACGUCGUCAACUUUGUCACUGCCACUUCUGCAAAGCUGAUACCGGCCGAGGAUGAAAUAGCCAAUCUGCGGGUUCAGAUUGGCUUGAGUGAGAAUGGAAUCAGGUACGACACUACGCCACUUGGUGCCGUACCGGGCGAGAACGUCAACUUGCCUCUCUAUAUCGAUGCAGACGGUACCCAAAUCGCCGGUGCAACGGACAUCCUACGGUACCUAGCACAACGCGUCCCGAAAUCAGAGCGUCCGGGUAUGGAGAUGCUGAGCGGCGGAAAAAAGCUGUCCGACAUCGAUGCCCUACUCGAAGAAUGGCGAAGGCAUAGUGGAAAUGAUGAACUCGACGCCCUCCUUCCGUGGGAAGACGCUCUAGAUGGACAAUACUACCUGGGCGGCAACUCCUUGACAAUUGACGACUGUGCACUCUGGCCAGUACUCAGAGACAUUGUCCAGAAGCGCGGGCCCUUGUCGGACAAAACAUACCCCAAUCUCUCUCAGUACUACACCCGCGUUGGAAAGCGUGGCAUUGUCAAGACGGUUCUUGAAGAGCUCAAAUGA
Messenger RNA from Aspergillus calidoustus, 2433 nucleotides. Lineage: Eukaryota; Fungi; Ascomycota; Eurotiomycetes; Eurotiales; Aspergillaceae. The record is from the annotation of a GenBank genome assembly.